This is a messenger RNA of Neopelma chrysocephalum (saffron-crested tyrant-manakin), 988 nucleotides long. RefSeq names its product ETHE1, persulfide dioxygenase (gene ETHE1). Gene Ontology annotation, molecular function: sulfur dioxygenase activity. Gene Ontology annotation, biological process: hydrogen sulfide metabolic process; glutathione metabolic process. The record is from RefSeq and is a predicted model, not a curated record. Bases 38 to 808 code for a protein of 256 amino acids. The transcript is spliced from 7 exons. NCBI's taxonomy places the organism in Eukaryota, Metazoa, Chordata, Aves, Passeriformes, Pipridae.
AGCGGCCGCUCCCUUCGUGUGGGCCCCACCAGCCGCCAUGUUGCUCCGCCGGGUCCCCGCCGCCGCUGUCGCGAUAUGCCGCGGGCUGGCGACAGGGCCCCGACAGGGGCGGCAGCUGCUGAUGCGGCAGCUGUUCGAAUCCUCCUCCUGCACCUACACCUACGUCCUGGCCGACGGGGCCUCGGGCGACGCCGUCGUCAUCGACCCCGUGCUGGAAACGGUGCCCCGGGACCUGCAGCUGCUGCGGGAGCUGCGCCUCAACCUCAGAUACGCAGUGAACACCCACUGCCACGCCGACCACGUGACGGGCUCGGGGUCCCUGGUCCGGGCCCUCGGCGGCCGCAGCGUCAUCUCCAGGGCCAGCGGGGCCAGGGCCGACCUCCUGCUCAGCGACGGAGACCACAUCGAAUUCGGGGACUUCGCCCUGCGGGUGGUGGCCACCCCCGGGCACACCCCCGGCUGUGUCACCCUGGUGCUGGACGAUGACUCGAUGGCCUUCACCGGGGACGCGCUGCUGGUGCGGGGCUGCGGCAGGACCGACUUCCAGGGGGGCUGCCCCCGCACCCUGCACCGCUCGGUGCACGAGAGGAUCUUCACCCUCCCCGAGAGCUGCCGCAUCUACCCCGGCCACGACUACAGGGGCCACACGAUGUCCACGGUGGGGGAGGAGCGGCGGCUCAACCCCCGCCUGACGCUGAGCCCCGACGAGUUCGUGACGCUGAUGGAGGGGCUCAACCUGCCCCGGCCCCGCCUCAUCGACGUGGCCGUUCCCGCCAAUCUCCGCUGCGGGAUCCAGGACGAGCCGUAGCCCCGCCCCCCCUCGGGCCUGGCCCCGCCCACCGGGACGAAGCCGCACUCCUUGGAUGGAGCCACGCCCCUCGUGGCAGGACCACGCCCAUCUCCAGAUGUGACCACACCCCCUCGGAGCUGGCCCCACCCCCUUCAGCGGCCACGCCCCUUCCCCCCAAAUAAAGGCGUUGAUCCAGAA